Molecule: messenger RNA, 474 nt
Organism: Ruditapes philippinarum (Manila clam)
Lineage: Eukaryota; Metazoa; Mollusca; Bivalvia; Venerida; Veneridae
Exons: 6
Coding region: 103-474 (123 amino acids)
Source: RefSeq, a predicted model, not a curated record
AUAAAUCCAUGUAACUUCAAAAAAUCGAGUACCGUGACGCUUGUAAGCACAUUUGGAUUUUGUAAAGGAUAUUUCUUAAAGACUUUUAUUGUUUAUCGUUCAAUGUCUGGGACAACAGAGACUGAAAUGCAGAUACAAAUCGUGACUCACGGAGAAGCUUUUUGUCCAUCAACGAUGACAAAGGAUACACCAUUUGCGAGCCGGAAGCUACUGCUGGAGGAGAUAACAAAUAACGAGAGAAAUGAAAUGGAGGAAGCACAAAUGGAGGAGAAUGAGAUAAAAGAGGGGCAUGAUGAUGUUGAGGAGGAACAGGACAAUAAGGCUAAGGAUACUCCAUUUGCGAACCGGAAGCUGCUGGAGGAUGAUACAACAAAUAACGAGAGAAAUGAGAUGGAGGAAGUACAAACAGAGGAGAAUGAGUUAAAAGAGGGGCAGGAGAAGGUUAGGAAGGCGAAGGUUAAUAAGAAUGACUAA